AUGACCGUCACCACCAAUACCGCCCGUAGGGCAGACCCUCCCAACCGCAACCCGACCAGGUCAACUCCAUCCCACGCCACGCCAAUCCAGCAAUUCGCUCUUCGACGUCCACAUCGAGAAGCGAAUUCCCUGAACCUCACGACCGCAACCAUGGCUGACGACGAAUACAACGCUGAGGAGGCCGCCGAGCUCAAGAAGAAGAGAGCGUUCCGCAAGUUCUCCUACCGUGGAAUCGACCUUGAGGCUCUCCUCGACCUCGACUCCGAGCAGCUCCGCGAUGUCGUCCACGCCCGUGCCCGCAGACGCAUCAACCGCGGCCUGAAGCGCCGCCCCAUGGGUCUCAUCAAGAAGCUCCGCAAGGCCAAGCAGGAGGCCAAGCCCAACGAGAAGCCCGACCUCGUCAAGACGCACCUGCGUGACAUGAUUGUCGUGCCCGAGAUGAUCGGCAGCGUCAUCGGCAUCUACUCCGGCAAGGAGUUCAACCAGGUUGAGAUCAAGCCCGAGAUGGUUGGCCACUACCUUGGAGAGUUCUCCAUCUCUUACAAGCCCGUCAAGCACGGUCGUCCCGGUAUCGGUGCCACGCACUCUUCCCGUUUCAUUCCCCUGAAGUAA
Messenger RNA from Verticillium nonalfalfae, 612 nucleotides. RefSeq names its product ribosomal protein S15 (gene RPS15). The transcript has 5 exons. Gene Ontology annotation, biological process: ribosomal small subunit assembly; translation. The record is from RefSeq and is a predicted model, not a curated record. Gene Ontology annotation, molecular function: structural constituent of ribosome; RNA binding. Gene Ontology annotation, cellular component: cytosolic small ribosomal subunit; ribosome. Lineage: Eukaryota; Fungi; Ascomycota; Sordariomycetes; Glomerellales; Plectosphaerellaceae. The coding region runs from base 1 to 612 and encodes 203 amino acids.